AUGUCCUACGACUGAUCGCGUUUUUGCCAAUACUGGAGAGCGGCCUACUCUGCAGUACAAUGACACCCAAAUGGGUGAAACACCUAUAAAAGUGUAUUCACCAGCAAAUAUACCCAUAUUGCAAGUUAUUAACAAAACGCUGACGUUUGAGAAUCCAUGUGAAAAUUGCACUUCAGCUGAAUUAAAUUUUUCUACCGGAUUUCUUGCAAUAACUCUUUAUCCUCUGGCGAAUGGCGACGAGGGCACCUUCCAAUUUCGAACUGAGCAAAUAGUUCUACACUGUGUAACUGUGUAUUUAUAUGGUAAACCUUCGAAACCAACGAUCAAAGUAAACAAUGCUAAUAAGGCACUAUUGGAAUGCGACACUUUGCCUGUGAUUUUGUCAUGCUCUUCUUGGUCUACAACCGCUCCAAGCGGACAUGGUCUGCAGAUGUUGUAUACAUGGCUACAGAACGAAGACGUCAUAACUACAGGAGGUAGAUUUGAACUGGCUUCCAUAUCUUCAAACACGCUUACGAUCUCGGAAGUUUACAGCAAUGACACUACUCACCCGUUUACAUGCGUAGCUACUGAGCAAGGUGCAAAUCUUUCGGAUUACAGCAAUGGAUAUUCCUUACAAAUAAACUGUGAAUGUCCGACAAUAGAGCGAGCCUUUAUUCGGAGAGGAGAGCAAACCGUGCUUAACUUUACAACCAGCACAGUUGAGGACAGAACAAUAUCCGUGUAUACACCUAGAAAUGGGCUAAUCUUCCAAGUCAAUUAUGCGAGUUCGAAAUUCUACGGACCACCGUGGUUUAGAAAUUGUACAGAAGCUCCAACAACCAAUUUUACUACCGGAGUUCUUGACCUUUUACUGUACCCUGUGACUUAUGGUUUCGAAGGAACCUAUAAAUACAUAACCGAUAAAACUGUCCUCCAUUGCAUCUCCGUUCAUUUGUACGGUGAACCUACGAAACCAUCCAUACAAAUACAUCCCAGCAUGGUGCUUGAAGGAGGGACCGUAACAUUAUCUUGCAAUAGCUUUUCAACAACCAUACCGUCUGGUCAGAAUCUUAAAAUCGUAUAUUCUUGGAAAAUAAAUGACAAUAAAAUAAGCCCAUUCGACAGAUUUUCUUUGAGCAUCGACACAUUCAACAAGCUUACUAUUUCAAACGUUCAGAAAAGGGAUAUGACAUACAGCUUUUCGUGUAUCGCAACUGAGGAUGGUGGCGAUUCGUCUGUUGAAAGCAACAGCUAUGCCAUAGAAGUACAAGAGAUACAAGAGCCAUACGUUACAGUAAUGCCCAGUUGUCCAGAUUCAAGUUUGGGCAGCUGCCUGGCUAAAGCAGAGGGCAUCGGUGCGAUUGUUGGGGCUUUUAUUUCGGGUGGUCUCAUAGCAUUGAUUAUCGUCUACGUCGGUAAAAGAAAUGGACUCUGCUGUUUUAAUAUCGCAUCACCAACCAAAAUUUCCGAUGGUUUAAUCAACCCUGGUAAUGAACCAAACUUUGCCAAUGGCGCCGAAAGAGCUACCAGGACCAAUUUUCCGCCUGUUUCCGAGGAUAUGUAUUUUGACAUUCAGCAAAUUUCUAGAGGCAGCUCUAAUGAUAAUCAUUCACAAUCUCCUACGCAUUAUGACUGUUUGGAUUUUGACCAAAGGUAA
Dreissena polymorpha is the source of this 1639-nucleotide messenger RNA. RefSeq lists its product as uncharacterized. Lineage: Eukaryota; Metazoa; Mollusca; Bivalvia; Myida; Dreissenidae. Bases 71 to 1639 code for a protein of 522 amino acids. The transcript has 9 exons. The record is from RefSeq and is a predicted model, not a curated record.